UAUGUCAGAGUAUACAGUCAGAGAUUGGUAACAUAAUUCAAGUACUUAAGAGACACCUCAUAUAGAAUUAAGUUAUGAUUUCUAUCACUCAGAAAUAUCAAAUUUAAAAGCAUAAGUCAAUCAAUUUUAAAAUUACAUCUGUAAAUUGGAAGAGCAAUAUAAAGAAAAGACUAGAAGAUUACAAAUUUAAUUAGAUGAACAGAUAAUGAAUAACAGGUAAUUGAAGCAAUAAAUAUUGACUUAUGAAUAAUAAUUAUAAUAAAGUGCAUACAGAUAAAAAUUAUUAUUCUCUGGUUAGUUGGAAACUUUAAUAAAUGAAUUGGAUUAAUUAACGUUAUUGAUGAAUCAAAAAAGCGAAAGAAUUUUAUAAUUAGAAUAUGACAAUUAAGCAUUAUUGAAUUAGAUUUAUGAAUUAGAAACAUCAAUUGAGUAAUAACAAUUUUAGUAUGAUCAUUUUGAUUAAUAAAAUUAUAUAAUGUUAAAUUAAGUGGAUUAAUUAAAAUAAGAGAAAAAUGAAUUAAUAAUAAAAUUGAAUGACUCUUAGAUAAUGAUUCAAAAGUUAACAGUUGAAUUAUAAUGUAAAUCAUCUUAGUUAUUGGAAAAUAAUAAACAAAAUUAAUUGUAAGAAUAGAUAAGAGAAGAAAUCACAAAGGCUUAAAUGACACAUUAAGAAUAGUUCAUAAAAUUGUUAUAACAAGAAAUUAUUGAAUUAAAAGAAUAAUUAAAGAGCAAAUGACU
Messenger RNA from Paramecium pentaurelia, 738 nucleotides. The record is from the annotation of a GenBank genome assembly. NCBI's taxonomy places the organism in Eukaryota, Ciliophora, Oligohymenophorea, Peniculida, Parameciidae.